This is a messenger RNA of Dromaius novaehollandiae (emu), 3141 nucleotides long. RefSeq lists its product as uncharacterized. Gene Ontology annotation, biological process: biosynthetic process. The transcript has 26 exons. The record is from RefSeq and is a predicted model, not a curated record. Gene Ontology annotation, cellular component: mitochondrion; cytoplasm. Gene Ontology annotation, molecular function: L-kynurenine:2-oxoglutarate transaminase activity; pyridoxal phosphate binding. Bases 169 to 2835 code for a protein of 888 amino acids. NCBI's taxonomy places the organism in Eukaryota, Metazoa, Chordata, Aves, Casuariiformes, Dromaiidae.
CAGCCUCCCAGACUCCUCCCAGGAAGUCAUCGCUGCGAGCGAAGCCUUUCGGAUGCACCGGGACGGCGGCAUGUGUGCAAAGGGACCGGUGCCGCACUUGGGCAGCCUAAAGCAGACCGGCCCCGCUGGGUGUCCGCACCCGUCGGAGUGAGCAGCCGGAGCCGGGGCAUGCUGCAGAGAGUGGGGCCGUCUCUGCGUCACGUCUUGCUGGAGGGGGCGAACGGUGUCGGACACAGCUCAUACUUCAGCAAGGCAAAAAUGUCGAGGCCGGUGCAAGCUCGGAGGCUGGAGGGAGUGGAUAAGAAUAUCUGGGUGGAGUUUGUCAAGCUGGCCACCACCUACGCCACGGUGAACCUGGGCCAGGGCUUCCCCGACUUUCCGCCGCCGGACUUCUUGAGGGAGGCGUUCGUGAGAGCCGUCGGCGGGGAGGACCACAUGCUGCACCAGUACACCCGGGCCUUCGGCCACCCUCCGCUGGUGAAGAUCCUCGCCCAGCUUUUUGGGAAGCUGCUUGGGCAAGAGCUGGACCCUCUGUCCAACGUGAUGGUGACCGUGGGGGCAUACCAGGCCCUUUACUGCUGCUUCCAGGCCCUCGUCGACGAAGGCGAUGAGGUGAUAAUCAUCGAGCCCUUCUUCGACUGCUACGAGCCCAUGGUGAAGAUGGCCGGCGGGACACCCGUGUUCGUGCCGCUGAGACCGAAAGCGCCCAAAGCUGGACAGCUGAUGUCCAGCGCAGACUGGCAGCUGGACCCGGCCGAGCUGGCUUCGAAGUUCGGCGAACGGACUAAAGCCGUUGUCCUGAACUCGCCCAACAACCCGCUGGGCAAGGUGUUCGGCCGAGGGGAGCUGGAGCUCAUCGCGGAGCUGUGCGUGAAGCACGACGCCCUGUGCAUCAGCGACGAGGUGUACGAGUGGCUGGUCUACGACGGGAAGGAGCACGUCCGCAUCGCCAGCUUGCCGGGGAUGUGGGACCGCACCGUCAGCAUCGGCAGCGCCGGGAAAACCUUCAGCGUCACGGGAUGGAAGGUGGGCUGGACCGUGGGGCCGCCCCGGCUGCUGCAGCACCUGCGCACCGUGCACCAGAACAGCGUGUACCACUGCGCCACGGCCGCCCAGGAGGCCGUGGCACAGGGUUUCCGCAGGGAGCUCGAGUGCCUGGGGCAGGCGGACAGCUACUUCACCUCCCUGGUCCGGGAGCUGCAGGGCAAGAGAGACCGGCUGGUGCAGAGCCUGGACGCUGCGGGCAUGAAACCCAUCGUCCCCGAGGGCACCUACUUCUUGGUCGCAGACAUCUCCGCCUUCGCAUCCGAUGUCCCUGACGUCCCCGGCUCUGAUGAGCCCUACGACUCCAGGUUUGCCAAGUGGAUGGUCAAGAACAAGGGCCUCGCCGCCAUCCCGCUCUCCACUUUCUACUCCGGGCCCCACAAGAACGAAUACAGCCGCUUCAUCCGCUUCUGCUUCGCCAAGGAGGAAGCCACCCUGAAGGCGGCAAAUGAUAUACUGCAAAAAUGGAAACGGGAGAAAGCUGGUCAAGGCGCAACGCGCCGGGGACUUAAGCGGCCAGCAGUGACCUCCCCCCCCCUCCCGGCCAUUGGCUCGCGUUCCGCUUCACGUGACCCAGCCGUGGGCCCGGCUCCGCCCAAUCAGCGCCGCGAGGGGGCGUGGCCGGGGAGCACGGGGGCGAUGGCGGACAGCGGGGCGAAGCGCCCCAAGGAGAUGCAGGGCGUGGAGAGGAAGGUGGACUGGCGGCGCUGGAAGCAGGAGCGGAAAGCGGAGAAGAAAAAAUGGAAGGAAAUAAAGCUGCUGAAGAAACUAGAAAAGCAGAGGCUGCAGGAGCUCGCAGAGAAACAGCAAGCUGAAAAGGAAGAGGAGCAGAAGGAGGAUAAAGGGCGUCACUACACCCUGAGUGUCGCCCUGCCAGGCUCUAUCCUGAACAAUGCCCAGUCCCUGGAGCUGCGGACAUACCUUGCUGGACAGAUUGCUCGGGCCUGUGCCAUCUUCUGCGUGGAUGAGAUUGUAGUAUUUGAUGAACACGGAGAAGACGUAAAGAGUGUGGAGGGGGAAUUUGAAGGAAUUGGGAAGAGAGGCAAGGCUUGUGUGCAGCUGGCUCGGAUCCUGCAGUACUUGGAGUGUCCUCAGUACUUGAGGAAAUCCUUUUUUCCAAAACAUGAGGAUCUGCAGUUUGCAGGGCUGCUGAAUCCCCUGGACAGCCCCCACCACAUGCGGGUGGAUGAGGAUUCGGAGUACCGAGAAGGCGUUGUGUUGGACCGGCCAACUAAACCAGGCAGAGGCUCUUUUGUUAACUGUGGGAUGAGGAAGGAGGUGCGGAUUGACAGGCAGCUGGAUCCUGGUCUGCGAGUCACCGUGCGCCUGGAGGAGCCCCAGAAUCCAGACAGCAAAGUGCGGAAAGGCAUCGUGGUGUCCUCGCAUCACCCUCGGACAGCGUCAGGCUUGUACUGGGGUUACAGCGUCCGCCUCGCCUCCUGCCUGAGUGCUGUCUUCUCCGAGUGCCCUUUCAAGGAAGGCUACGACCUCUCUAUCGGGACCUCAGAGCGGGGGAGCUCUGUGGACCAGGCCACUCUCCCUUCCUUUAGGCAUGCCCUGGUCAUCUUCGGAGGUCUCCAGGGCUUGGAAGCUGGGGUUGAUGCAGACCCAAACCUGGAGGUUACUGACCCAAGCGUCUUGUUCGACUUCUACCUGAACACGUGUCCCAGCCAAGGCAGCCGAACCAUCAGGACGGAGGAAGCACUGCUGAUCUCUUUGUCUUCGCUGAGACCCCACAUCGACGAGGCCGUGAAGACGCCCAGCGACAGCCGAGGGAAGGAGAACCACUGACCUCACCGUCAGCUGCAGACUGGCUCAAGGAAGAGCCCUUCGCUAUUCGAGAGCCGGGUACUGGGCAAAUCACUCCAAGAGCCUGGCAGGGCCGAGCCUGGGGAAAGCUAAAGACACAGGGCAACCAAAGCUGACGGUGCAGCUAGACCAAGUGCUGGUUUGUGCUGGGACCAGCAGGCCCGAGCUCUCCUGCUUGCGUGGUCCAGCCAGCGGAGCUGGCUGCUGCCUCUCAGCCGCAUGGGACAAGCCUGACAGCAGACUGAGUUCAGAUGUCUGGGGUGGAAAAUAAAACAAUACUGAACCUCA